AUGAUCUCGUCGAGGCUGCGACCCCAAAGUCAUCUAGUUCUCACCCAGAUAUACGCACCGGCUUCCUUCCUCUUCGACAUCGGCACCAUGGGCGUCUCCGAUAUCUUGAAGCAGCGCGCUCUCGAGUCCGGCUCUAGACAGGGGUCCGUGUGGGCGGUGGCGCUCUCGUUCAUCGUCUUUACGAUGUUCGUCAUGGCCGUUCGCAUCCAUGUGCGGCUGGCUGUGAUCAAGUCGGUUGGUGUGGAUGACGUUUUCAUGAUCAUCGGAACGGUAUUCGCUUUCGGUCUUUCGGCAGCGUCUAUGAUCUCCGCGUGGUACGAGGACCAGCUCAUCCUGGAAGAAAUGACGCCGAUGCUCCAGGCUGUCUAUUCGACCCGUCUCUUAUACGUGGUGUCCGUCAUGUUUGUCAAAUUGUCCUUGUUGGUGUUCUACCUCCGGCUCGACAGACGGCCAUGCAUGCGGUACACUGUCUACUUCCUCAUGUUCGUCGUGGUUGGGUUCUCGAUCGCGAGCUUCUUCAUCUUGACUUUUACAUGUUACCCACCUGAGAUGUUCUGGGACAUGACGGGCACUGUGAAAGGGUCGUGCAUCAACGCCAAGAGCCAGCAGGCUUUCUACGAUGCAAAUGGGGUCUUGAACAUCAUCAUAGAUCUAGCAAUCUACGUGACCCCGAUGCCGAUGUUCUGGAACAUCCAGAUAUCGCUUCGCCAGAAGCUUGCCCUGACUGCCAUCUUCGGUCUGGGAAUCGUCGCCGUCGCUGCCGGCUGCGUGAGAUUCGCUUACGUGCGGCUCCUGUCGAACACGACUGACAUGUACUUCUACCUCGCGGACAGCCUCUCGUGGUGCGAGAUCGAGAUCUACGUCGCCAUCUUCUGCGGAAGCGCAUCUACGUUCAAGAUCCUGCUACGCAACUACCUCCCGAGCAUCCUGGGAAGCUCCGCCAUGAAGAACAACAAGUACGAUAACAAGUACGGCAAGGCGGCCUCCGGCAGCGGCCAGAGCCGCGGGUACCAGGGCCUCGGCGGCAAGGAUAAGACGGGUCGGACGACGAUCAGUGGCGGUACUACCGAUGUUCCGAGGAACGACAGCGAGGAGUUCAUUAUUCAGAAUCCUUCGGCGGGCCGGAUUCGCGUUGAGACGGAGUUUCGGCUCGAGGCUAUGCAUCGGGAUGACGAGAGACGGGGGAGUGAGUCGAGUGAGGUUUAA
Anthostomella pinea is the source of this 1206-nucleotide messenger RNA. The record is from the annotation of a GenBank genome assembly. NCBI's taxonomy places the organism in Eukaryota, Fungi, Ascomycota, Sordariomycetes, Xylariales, Xylariaceae.